This is a messenger RNA of Olea europaea var. sylvestris, 528 nucleotides long. RefSeq lists its product as uncharacterized. The record is from RefSeq and is a predicted model, not a curated record. Lineage: Eukaryota; Viridiplantae; Streptophyta; Magnoliopsida; Lamiales; Oleaceae. Gene Ontology annotation, cellular component: plasma membrane. The coding region runs from base 1 to 528 and encodes 175 amino acids. The transcript has a single exon.
AUGAUUAUUUUGUUAAUCCUCGGACUCUUCAUAUUUUUAUUGUUAUUUUCGUCUUACGCCCAUCGUCCAAUUCUCGACGUGGAAUCUGCAUCAGUAUCAAUCUUGAAUAACACUGCUAGUUGGAACAUUAGAAUCUUGGCAAGGAACCCUAAUAAGAACUUUGAAUUCGAUUACAGUGAAUUUGAUGUUAGGGUUUCUUACAGAGGCGAAUACAUAUUUGGAACAAAAACUAUCGCUUUUAAUUCAGUUGCAGAGGAUGAGACAUUAAUAAAUGCAACCGCAGUUGUGCCACUGGUUAACAUAAGUGAUUUCAUAGCCAAUCCCAACCCAGAUGGAACUGUAAAUAUUGAUGUGAAUUUGAAGGGUUCUGUGGUUGUACAGAAGGCAUCUCGAGGACGAGUUGAACAGACGAGCAUUAAGGUACUAUGUAAGGAUGUUAGAAUUAAAGUUUCAGAUGAUGAGAGGGAUUUCGGUGCUGUGGUGGAAGGUCCAAAGAAGUGUUCUGUUAAGAUGAAGACUGUGUGGUGA